Molecule: messenger RNA, 1536 nt
Organism: Chionomys nivalis (European snow vole)
Lineage: Eukaryota; Metazoa; Chordata; Mammalia; Rodentia; Cricetidae
Product: zinc finger protein 709-like
Exons: 3
Coding region: 1-1536 (511 amino acids)
Biological process (GO): regulation of transcription by RNA polymerase II
Cellular component (GO): nucleus
Molecular function (GO): RNA polymerase II transcription regulatory region sequence-specific DNA binding; DNA-binding transcription factor activity, RNA polymerase II-specific
Source: RefSeq, a predicted model, not a curated record
AUGUAUUCUCUGGAUUUUGUUGUAGAAGAAGCACUAGAAGAAAAUAUUGAAGAGGACUAUAAAAGUCUCAGCAGGAAUAUGGGAAUUCAGAGGAUUGAGAAAGACCAUGGAAAUGAAUGUCAUAAUGAGUGUGAUAAAAACCAGCAAGCUAGUCCAGAGUGUAUGAUCAAUAAAGACUUGCCUUCCAGAGUACUUGAAACUUCUCCUGAAGAGAAACCCAGGAAAAAACAAUGUAAAGAAGCCUGUAGGAGUCUGUGUUUAGAUCAGCCUCAGGAGAGAACUUAUACUGGAGAUAAACUCAAUGAGGAUAUCUUCAUGAGAUACACACAUAGACAGAAUGAUGAACAAAACCAUAAAGAAGUGGAACAACAUGUAUGUAGUCUCUGUGAAGAAUUCUUCAUUGAUUCCAGUGAGCUUACCAACCAAGAAAAAAGUCAUAUUGAAGAGGAAAGGUACAUUUGUAGGCAAUGUGGUAAAACACUUAAAUAUAAAACAUGUUUUGAGAAAGAAAAAGUCACUCACAAAGAAGACAAGCCAUAUACUUCUAUACAUUAUGGAAAAGCCUUCAUCCAGUUCAAUCAUCAUAACAGUCACGAAAGCUGUUACGUGGGACGAAAGCCUUAUGCCUGCAAGCACUGUGGAAAAAACUUCACCAGUUCUUCUUAUCGAAAACUUCAUGAAAGAAUUCACACUGGAGAGAAACCUUAUGCAUGUAAGCAUUGUGGAAAAGCCUUCUUGACUUCCAGUUCUUGUAAUUUUCAUGAAAGGAUGCACACGGCAGAGAGAAAUUAUACAUGCAAGCAUUGUGGAAAAAGCUUCACCAGUUCUUCUUAUCUAAACAUUCAUGAAAGAAUUCACACUGGAGAGAAACCUUAUGCAUGUAAGCAUUGUGGAAAAGCCUUCUUGACUUCCAGUUCUUGUAAUUUUCAUGAAAGGAUGCACACGGCAGAGAGAAAUUAUACAUGCAAGCAUUGUGGAAAAAGCUUCACCAGUUCUUCUUAUCGAAACAUUCAUGAAAGAAUUCACACUGGAGAGAAACCUUAUACAUGUAAGCAUUGUGGAAAAGCAUUUGCCACUUCCAGUGCUUGUCGUUAUCAUGAAAGAAUGCACACAGCAGAGAGGAAUUAUGCAUGCAAUCAUUGCGGAAAAGCCUUUUCCUGUCCCAAGAUUCUGAAAAGUCAUGAAAUAAUUCACACGGGAAAAACGCCUUAUGCAUGUAAGCAUUGUGGAAAAGCCUUCAACCACCCCAGUAAUUGUAACAGACAUGAGAGGAACCACACUGCAGAGAAACCUUAUGCCUGUAAGCACUGUGGAAAAAGCUUCACCAGUUCUUCUUAUCGAAACAUUCAUGAAAAUAUUCACACUGGAGAGAAACCUUAUGCAUGUAAGCAUUGUGGAAAAGCCUUCAACAAUCCCAGUAGUCGUAACAAACAUGAAAGUACGCACACUGCAGAGAAACCUUUUUCAUGUAGGCAUUGUGAAAAAGCCUAUACCAGUUUCAGUUCUUAUAAGACUCAUGAAAAGAGUUCACAUUAA